GUGAGCCGCGCCUCCUUGGCUGGGCGGGCGCUGGGGCUGCUGUCGCGCGCGGAGGCAGCGUUGGUGCGGGUGCCUGCUGCCGGCGGAGCACAGCGGCUCAGCUACGGAAGUGUCAUCUGCAAAGUUGAAGGAAAGGAAAAGCAUAGUGAUUCUGGGUGUGAUCCUGAGUGUUUUAUGUGACAGACGGAUGCUGAGUUUCUAACUCCAUCAUUCUAGAUUGUUGAACCUGAACUGGAACUGCUACCUUUCUAGCUUUAGACACCAGUGGUAGAGGAUGUUGAAGUAUCAACUUCUAGAACAUCAGAAGUGGCAGCAUAAUCAUCUGCAAUGAUCACUAUGAAAUCACUAUUUGUUAAACGAUCCUUGUUUGUGACGGGGAACAAAUGAAACUUGAGGUUUGCUGGGAUGGGUAAUCUUCUUAAGGUCCUUACCAGGGAAAUUGAAAACUAUCCACAUUUUUUCCUGGAUUUUGAAAAUGCACAACCUACAGAUGGAGAAAGGGAGGUAUGGAAUCAGAUCAAUGCAGUUUUACAGGAUUCUGAAAGCUUGCUUGCAGACCUUCAGGCUUACAAAGGAGCUGGACAAGAAAUAAGAGAUGCAAUACAAAACCCAAAUGAUAUCCAACUUCAAGAAAAAGCUUGGAAUUCAGUGUGUCCUCUGGUUCUGAGGCUGAAGCAGUUUUAUGAGUUUUCACUCAGACUAGAGAAAGCACUACAGAGCUUAUUGGAAUCAUUGACCUGUCCACCCUAUACUCCAACUCAACACCUGGAACGAGAACAGGCUCUAGCCAAGGAGUUUGCAGAAAUCUUACAUUUUACUCUCCGCUUUGAUGAACUUAAGAUGAGAAAUCCAGCCAUUCAAAAUGACUUCAGUUACUACAGACGGACAAUAUAUCGCAACAGAAUAAACAAUAUGCAUAUAGACAUUGAGAAUGAAGUAAAUAAUGAAAUGGCCAACAGAAUGUCUCUAUUUUAUGCAGAAGCCACACCAAUGCUGAAAACACUCAGCAAUGCCACAACACACUUUGUAUCAGAAAACAAAACCCUACCGAUUGAGAAUACAACAGACUGUUUAAGUACUAUGGCCAGUGUAUGUAAAGUCAUGUUGGAAACACCAGAAUACAGAAGUCGCUUCACCAGUGAAAACACUCUUAUGUUCUGCAUGAGAGUAAUGGUAGGCGUUAUUAUUCUCUAUGAUCACGUUCAUCCUGUGGGAGCUUUUUCUAAGACAUCAAAGAUUGACAUGAAGGGGUACAUAAAAGUUUUAAAGGAACAGCCUCCUGAUACCGUGGAAGGCCUUCUGAAUGCUCUCAGGUUCACUACAAAACACCUGAAUGAUGAAUCUACUUCCAAGCAAAUUCGAGCUAUGCUUCAGUAGUCCCUUCUGAGACAAGUGGAUCUAUGUAUUGAUCACAGAAGAUGUGUAUGUUUACAUAAUUUAAUACAGAUUGGUGUUAAUACUUGUGUGUAUGUUCUUCACAUCACUGAAAUCUAUGAAUCUUUAGUCAUAACAUGACUGACUUUAUAUAGCACAAUCUCUAUUUACAUGUUGGCCUUAUCUUUUUACAUUUUACUUCAGCUACAUCUAUAACCGUCUGUUGUUGUCUGUGUUUGUUUAAUCCAAAAAAGCCGCCUCUUUCACAGAAGUAAGCAGUAGUAAGGACAAAAUGGAGGUCAAAAAGUCUAAACCCUAGGGGUGAAAUCUUGCAGGAGAAAUUGAAUGUGAAUUAAGUGAAAUUGUCUCAUUUCUUUUUUAGUGUGCUGUUGGAAAUUUAGUUUUACAUAAAGAUCUCCAUUGAAUUUUUAUGGAAUGAAGGUCAUUUGAAUGUUCAGCACCAUUGCAUGAGACACAACAUGUUUUGUAUUAGGCAGAAGGAAAAGUGACCACCUACUGCUCAUUCUUGCUUGGCUAAUAACAGCCAACACAUUCUCUUGCCAAAGACGACAUUGUGUCUCUUUGGUUUAUUAUGUAACCCUUGCUGUUCCGCAGUUGAGAAAUUAAUAUCCUGUUUCAGGUUUAAUGUAUUUACUUAUAAAAUGCAGCUCAAGACUAUCCUGAGAUUCAGACAAGCUUGUAUUACUGAAUAAGAAAAAUACUCUUAGGCCUAAUGCCUGAAGCUUGGAGAACGAGGAAGUAUUAAAGCCUUGUGUAAAUUAGAAAGCUUAUGCCAGUUCCCCAAAUGAAAUCUAAGGGUCUGUCUACACUGAAAUGAAACACCUGCAGCUGGCCCUGGUCAACUGACACGGUCUCAAAGGGCAUGGACUGCGGGCUAUAAAAUAGCAGUGUAGAUGUUGGGUCUUGGAUUGGAGCCCAGGACCCUUCCCCCUUGUGGGGUCCCAAACCCUGGGUUCUAACCAGUGGUGUAGGCAGGUGGAGGGAACGGGGAGCGAUACCAAAAAAAAAAAAAAAAAAAAAAGCACCACCCGCUGCGGCACUCUUACUCACCUGGCAGCACUCCAGAUCUUCGGCGGCGGCCCCUUAACUUGCUCCGGGGGUCUUCGGCGGCACUGAAGGACCCGCUGCCAAAGACCUGUGGAGCGAGUGAAGGUCCCACUACCGAAGACCUGGAGCGCCGCCGGGUGAGUAAAAUAAAAGCGCCGCAGCUUUUUUAAUCACUCCCCUGGGUGAGUACAAAGGCGCCAGGAAAUUGACAAGGCACCACUUGUGCUCAGUGGGGGAGCCCCCCCGGCUCCCCAGCUACGCUACUGGUUCUAACCCAAGCCUGAACAUCUACACUGCAAUUUUAAAGCCUCAAUCCCCACAACAUGGGCCAGCCGCAGGUCUCUUAUUGUAGUGUAGACAUACCUUAAAUGGGCAAAAAGCCUUUUUGCUGGUAUAACUGUCUCUGUACUAGAGCCUUCUGCUGAUGCAAAAACAUUGUAAAGACACCCUCACCCCUAACUGACAUUAUUAUACCAGCAAAAGUUUCUAGUGUAAACCUGGUCUCAUUAGAGCAGGAGUGAUAUAAAGAGGGUUUGAUGGUGUUUGGGAGUUGGGCUAUUUGUAAACUUCCUUAAAAUUAAACUCCUUUAGUACUUUUUAUCAGCCAAUACCAUGUGAAAACUGAGAAGUUUCAGUUGCUUACUUAGCCGUUGUUUUCAAAUGUGACUUAUGCUUUCAAGAAGUUGAGUUCCUCACUGAGUUGCAUUUGUUCUUAGUUUCUCCAGUCGAAGUAAUAGAGGUCUUUUGCCAAAACCAGCAAAGUGCUCUUUUGAGUGUCUGAGUGACCUGCAGCAGCUGUGAAUUUUCUAGCAGAGAGGAUCACGUUUUCAAAAACAUGCGCUACAUUUUGCAUGCUUGGCUUACACGUUUGCAUGUAAACUCUAAGGCAUAUGCAUAAACCCUGAUUUGUGUAUCCGUAUACAUAUUGGAGUUUUUGUGCAGUCACUGGAGUUUUCAUGAAUGCACUUCAGAAAAUGUGGCCCUUUCAUGUUUUGGAGGUAUAACGCUGCACGCUAGAAACUGUACUGUACUGCUACAAAGCUACUUAUCAAUGUCAGUUCUUAGGUAGUAUUUAGUUUGUAAGCUCUUGGGGUAGGGAUUGCCUUCUGUUUUAUAUUUACACAGCACUUAUUACUCUGAGGCCUCAAUUCUGAUUGGGGCCUCUAGAAGCUAAUGUAGUACAGCUAAUAAUGCUUCUGACUCUACUAUACAGCUGCUGCUGAGUACUCAAAUGUCAUCAGAAACAGUUUAAUAUAGGGAUACUUACCAAAUGUAAAAAAGUACUUUCACCAUUGUCAGCUAAAUGGACUACAGAUUCGUAGUGGAUCUGGUAGAUUCUUUAUUCGCUAAAUUUCCUAAAGUUAAUACUUGCCGAAAGAGGAGAGCUGUGUAAUAAAAAUGUAAACCUGAAAGCAUUCUUAAAGUUGUCAUGUGCUGUUUGCAAAUGUCCAUGCAUUUCUUUGCCUGGUGUGACGGGAUUAUUUUGUACAGAAGUUUGUAUGAAAUAAUAAAAAGUUUGGUACAUUCACA
Messenger RNA from Trachemys scripta elegans, 3972 nucleotides. RefSeq names its product CYFIP related Rac1 interactor A (gene CYRIA). Lineage: Eukaryota; Metazoa; Chordata; Testudines; Emydidae. Gene Ontology annotation, molecular function: small GTPase binding. The record is from RefSeq and is a predicted model, not a curated record. The transcript is spliced from 13 exons. Bases 406 to 1377 code for a protein of 323 amino acids. Gene Ontology annotation, biological process: regulation of actin filament polymerization.